AUGGCGGCGGCGGCGCGCGCGAGGCCCAUGUACGGCGUGCUGCACUGCGUCGGCUACUUCAUGACCAACUGCGACCCCGCAGUUCUAGCCGGCGACGACCAAUGGAGGGCGCUGAUCGCUGAACUCAUAGAUCUAUGCUUGCUGGUGAACCAGAGCGUGGCUUGUGUGGUCAACAACGCGUCGCCCGAGGGACACCUGCCUAUGGACGCUGGUGGCAUUGCUACCGAUGACUACGGCAACACGGGUGACCUGAGACUAGAAGAUGGAAGACCAGUUACAGCUCAAAUGGUGCUUCUAUGUGCUUGGAGAUCAGUGAAAGAGAGUCGGCCCAUCUUCACUGAUCCCCAGGUGUCAAACAUUCUCGGCACGCUAGUGGCCCGGAUGAGCAUCGAACUGGAGGACGAGACGGGCUUGCUGUCGCACGAGCAGCUAAAUCGCAUCGGCCAACACUUCACCCAACUGCUGGCUGAGACCAAACAUCGGGGCGCGUUUGAGCAGGCGUAUGUGGGCUUCUCCAGGAUGCUGACCAGGCUGUGGAGGUGCCGCUCGGAGGAGCUGCACCUGAUGCCGCGCAUGUGGCUGCGCGACUGCAUCCGCGUCAUUUCCGCGCCGCAGCCCGGUCUGAGCGCUACACGACGCAGCGCCGGCCUGCCAUACAUGAUCAUGGCUCUUACCACCACAGAAGUGCAGGUGGCAGGCAGCCCCAAAUAUCUACCCCAGUGCAUGACUGCCCUUCUUCGCCUCGCCAACUACGUCCCUAACCUAGACGUGUAUCCUGAAACAAGUAAUGUCGAACAAGAGGCUACUGAUGCACAGGCCCAAAAUGAUGCUUCCACUUUAAAUACUACUACACAUGAGCCCAGUGACCAAGCUAAUGCUUCGGGAGCUACCAAUCAAGAUGAGCCGCAUGACCCAUACGUGGAAGUGAGAACUCACAGCAUGAACAUUCUGCGGGCGCUGUUUAAGACGUCUGCUUUGGAGGAGGCCCUGGGGGGAUACGUUGGGGAGGGGCUGAUGGUCGCACUGCGAGGCUUCGAGAGGGAGACGUGGAUGGAGCGCAACAGUUCCACGCUUCUGUUCAGUGCGUUAAUGGUGCGCAUAUUCGGCGUGGACCGCGCGCGCCACUCCGACCUGCCCGCGCUCCGUAACACCAUGACCGGUCGCAUCUUCUUCCUGCGCUACCCGGCGCUUUACGACUUCAUACUGAACAAGCUGAAGGAAGCGAAUGAAUCGAUGGAGCACGAGCUACAGCCGGCUCUCUGCCCGGUUCUGCUGCUGCUGGGCCGCCUGUACCCGUCCGCGCUCGAGGGCACGGCGUCGGCGCUGCGGCUCGUGGCGCUCCUGCCGCUCGUGGCCGCCGCCGCCCGCAGCCCCGUGCGAGCGGCGCGGGAGCUGUCUGCGCGCGCGCUGCUGCCGCUCGUCGCGCCCGACCAAUACAUGGCGUUCGUCGAGGCGUUGCUUAACGUGAUCUCCGACCCGGAGAUCAAGCGCAACUACUGUCAUGGCGUGUUACUACAGCUUACUCGACUACUAGACGCUCGUCCGGACGAGGCCGCGCUGGAGGGCGAAGCCCUGGCGUGCCUGCGCCUCCGUCUGGACCAGACGCUGUGGAUCGUCGAUCAGGCCGACGGAGACCACGCCUGCUACGUCAUCGCCGACGAGUAUGCGAAGAUGAUCAAUAUGCUGCUCUGGAGGUUCCCAUCUUUGAUUAGUGACGAUUUGUUAUCCCGCAUCCAAUCGCAGAUACACAAAGUGAUAUUCGCAUACUACGUCCCGCCGAUCACGUCGGGCCGCGACGUGUGCAUCGGCAACUUCGUCAAUCUCUACUUCGUGCUGCUCAGGAAAUCGCGCAACAUCAAGACCAGCUCCGAACUGAUCUCCUUGACCCUCAGCCACAAGACUUACGAAGUGGUGCUGAGCACUCUCAACUACCUGCUCAUACUUCACAACAGCCUGGACAUUGAAGACUGCAAAUUCCAAAAGCACCUCUCGACUAUGGUGUACCUCGACAUAUUAGCGGUGAUGAGAAGAAGGUCCGACUACAUCCAGAAACUGUGCAAGAUAUUCGAGACCAGCAAAUACCCGGAGUGCAACCAGAAGGCUUUGAAAGUGUUGAGUUUGGAAAAGAACACGCAGAAGCACAUCGUCGGGAUCAAAAUGGGCGGCAAGCGCGUCAAAUACAUCACGGACGAGGAAAUCAUUUGGAAGCUGUUCGACUGCAUUCAGAAUGAGCACGAGAAUCUGACUCAUAUCUACUUGAAGAGCCUGUGCGGUUUCGUGUCGACGAAGUUGCAGCAGUCGAAGAUAUUCCCGGAGAUCGUGUUAGAGGUGUUACGGGUCAUCCACUCCUGUAGUACGUCGGACAACAGCGACUGCUCGCGGCAGGAGGUCGCCGAAUUUAUGACAGCUAAUUGCGAAAAACUGCUGAAAAUGGAUUUGGGAAGCAUCAAUGAGAAAGAAAGAUUCGAGUUCAAGUCGCUCAUAUUCGGCAUGCUCGUCACGCUGCUCGAAGACGACGAGCAGAGCAUUCGCUACGCGGCGUCCAACGUCGUCGCCGCCGUCGCCGCGCCCGCCGGCCCGGGCUCGCCGACGCGCGUUAUACCAGCGCGAGCCGCCGAGAUGCUGCGGGCAAUGCUGGACGAGCAGCCGCCGGCUAUGUUGGUCAUGCUCGCGCUCAUGGACUUCAAGUCCGAGGUCUGCGUCACGGACGACAUCGGCGAUGAGUGUCGCGUGUUCGAUCAAAACGAGAGAUACAACGUAUUCCUGGAGGAGUGCGUGUGGAGCACCGCGUGCGCCGACAAGAUUCUGCGCACAUGCGGCGGCGAGCCGAGCGCGCUCGAAUUCGUGCGCCGCGUGCUCGCCGACCAGCUCUACCGACCCACGCUCGAAGCCAUGUGCUGCGCCAACCUGCGCGUCUUCGAGAAGCUGCUCGACAACCAACGAUCCCCCUACAGAAACGCAGUCGAAAACCCCAAAAUCGAAGUAUUCCUCAAGAAACUACGCGGCGAACCGGUCUAAGGCA
Messenger RNA from Ostrinia nubilalis (European corn borer), 3022 nucleotides. RefSeq names its product tRNA (32-2'-O)-methyltransferase regulator THADA (gene THADA). Gene Ontology annotation, cellular component: cytosol. The coding region runs from base 1 to 3018 and encodes 1005 amino acids. The record is from RefSeq and is a predicted model, not a curated record. Gene Ontology annotation, biological process: tRNA methylation. Lineage: Eukaryota; Metazoa; Arthropoda; Insecta; Lepidoptera; Crambidae. The transcript has 12 exons.